Cinara cedri is the source of this 315-nucleotide messenger RNA. Lineage: Eukaryota; Metazoa; Arthropoda; Insecta; Hemiptera; Aphididae. The record is from the annotation of a GenBank genome assembly.
AUGACCAAAAGUCCAUUGCAAAGUGUAGGAUGUAGUAACAAAAGUGUAUCUCGUAGAAGACCAGUUUUAAAUAAAUCAGCAUCACAGACUCUUCUAGAAACUAGAAUUGCUUCAUUUAAUUCAACGAGUAUUGAAGUGAAAAGAAUAAAUUACAAAUGGAGAGACUACAGUUUUAAAAAAAAACAAGAACAGAAGUUGAAGGUGGAAGAAGAGAAGUUGAAACCGGAAGAGAUGAGAACUAAAUUGCUCAAAAUACAAAUAGAAAGAGAAACCGGUGUACAAUGGAUUUUUACUGGUAACGAUGAAACGAAGUAA